Messenger RNA from Dimorphilus gyrociliatus, 1270 nucleotides. The record is from the annotation of a GenBank genome assembly. Lineage: Eukaryota; Metazoa; Annelida; Polychaeta; Dinophilidae.
UAAGCAUGCCGACAUAUGACGGAAUAGGAAAAAGCUGGGCCGAUGAGGUCGAACAAGAAGGCGGACUCCCAACUCCACUAAUACAUGUGGAUGAAGACAGAAAAUUGAAAACCUUAACUGAGUUCAAAAUAAAUGAGGAUGGAAAAAAGGUUAAAGUCAUCAAGACAUACAGAAUCGAUAUCCAAAAGAUGCCGAAGACAGUCGCUAAGAGGAAGACUUGGAAGAAAUUUGGUGAAGCAUCAAAUGAUCCACCUGGCCCCAACCCAGCAAAUACUAUAAUUUCUGAAGAUAUAUAUAUGGUUUUGGUACAUAACAAAGAAAAUCAACUCCAAACAGAGGAAAGUGAAGAUCCUUUCGGAAAAUUGAAAGAUAAGCAAAAGAUGGUAUCUUGUAGAAUAUGUAAGGGAGACCAUUGGACCACUAAAUGUCCUUACAAAGACUCUAUUGCUGCUCCUAGCAUGGAUGGAGCUCCAGAAGGCACCGCUCCAGCUAUUGGAGAUGAUAAAGCAAAACAAGCUGGCCCACCAGGAAAGUAUGUUGCACCUGGAAGACGAGGCGGUGUUGACUCUAAAACCACUGUUGGUGAAAGAAUGGGAGGCAGAGAUGAAAGUGCCACGAUUAGAGUAACAAAUCUCUCAGAGGAUACUACCGAGAGUGAUUUACAAGAAUUAUUUAGGCCUUUUGGUCAUAUCCAUCGUAUAUUUUUGGCUAAAGAUAAAGUUACUGGCCAAUCAAAGGGCUACGCGUUUAUUAAUUAUUCAAAAAGGGAAGAUGCAGCUAAGGCUAUUGCCAAUUUGUCCGGUUAUGGUUAUGAUCAUUUGAUAUUGAACGUUGAAUGGGCUAAGCCUAGUGGAAACUAAAGAUUAAAGAAAACGUUUUCUUUGUAAUUAGUUAUAAAAAUAAAUACAUGUUCACUUAACGCAUUGAAACAUUUCUGCUAUCUUAUAUUUAUUACUGUGCAGGUCUAUGAACAAAAACUUCGAGCUUAAAGUAUAACGUUAUAUCUUUUAUAGUGAACUACAUGAAUAGUCUAAGCCUAGUAGUUAUAUAAUAGAAGUUAUUGAUUAUAAUUGUAUUUAAUUAUACAAGUUUAUAGGAUAAUUUUCUUAUUAUCUGUCCAGAAAAGUGGCGAUUGAAAGUUUUCUCUAAACCUUGACAUGAUCAUUUUCUAAAAUUGUAAUUUAAAUUAAGAUUUCUAGAGAUUGACUUUCAGAUUCUUAGAAAUGAAAGUUUAUAUUCUGUAAAAAAAUAUCAAAGAUCUACUUGGAGA